AUGCCCAUAAAAGGGUUGCAAUUGAUAUUUUUAUUAUUCGUCUUAGCUCUUGACAUUGUUCAUCUUUUUCCAACAUUCGAAAUUGAUAAAUCACAAAGUGAACAAACUGGUGUCAAUACUAUUCUUGUUGAUGUAUCUUGGACCACACACGAUUAUAAUUUACACACAGUACCAUCAUUACUAGCACCAGCUAACCCACUAUCAUCUCGGCAAUUUUCGCCUAUUAACAAAAAAAUAUAUGCUAAUUUAAAACAACUCAAUGCCGAAUAUGCUCGAUAUGCUGCAUGGUAUCCUUUUCCACAUAUGGCUGUUUCUGAACUUGAUCCCCCAUCAGGUUUAUUUCAAUGUGGUAACGUAGGAACUAAUUUUUCUAUUAACCUAUCAUGCGAACAAAAUAAUGGUAUGAUAAGCAAAAUUGAUUUUGCUUCGUACGGAACACCAAGUGGUAUAUGUGGUCAAAUGAAACAAGGCACUUGUCAUGCAGUCAAUACUUCGAGUAUUGUGGAAAAAAUAUGUCUUGGAAAACAGAAAUGUUCUAUUCCAGCAACAUAUGAUAAUUUUGGAGAUCCAUGUUUUGGAACAGAAAAACGAUUAUGGAUUCAAGUUCAAUGUGAUCCACCACAAAACAAUACCUACUACAAUUUCACCUAUAUGGAUCCAACGUUACAAGACUUUUUAGAUGCUACCGAUGGCCAUUCACGUAUUAUCAACUUUUGUACUCACGAGGGAACAUAUUUAGGUGAUUAA
This is a messenger RNA of Adineta ricciae, 747 nucleotides long. Lineage: Eukaryota; Metazoa; Rotifera; Eurotatoria; Adinetida; Adinetidae. The record is from the annotation of a GenBank genome assembly.